UUUUGUUAUGUAUACCAUUUUCUCAUAACACCCAGCUUGUAUAUAAGUGUAUAUAUAUUGCUAUUGUAAAUAUCCUAGGGUAUUAUGACCAUUUCAUAAUUUUCUUGUUUUUAUACUUAAACAAUGUACGAGGAGAUUCAUAAAUGUUUCCUGCUGCUCAGCAUGUUGCUGAUUUGUAAUAAUUAAUAAUUCUAAAUAGCUUUAAAUUAACCACAUCGACCUAUAUAGCCAGUGAGGACGAACCUCUCCGAGAACCGUGAUCCAAUUACGAUCGAGGACUUUCAGAACGUCCAACGGACAAUGUCUACAUAGCUAUCGGCUCCAACUUCGCAAGAACGGAGAAUUCCAGAAACGCGCAUGUUCUCCACCCACAGUCGAAAUUUAGCCAAUCAUUAUUCAUUUCCUUUAAGUACGUCAGCGCUGAUUGGAAAAUUUGUGACACUUUCGGUCAUUGUCAAUUCUAAUGCUACCAUCGCGUUAUUCCUGUUGAUCGAGUGAAGACAGAAAAUGCCACCCGCUGUUCUAUUAAUGUGCUUUUCAUUAAUUACUCUGUUCAACGCCAUACAGUCCAAAUCUGAAAACAAAAAGGAAAUAUGGAGGUUGCCCUUAACAAUUACAGGGGCUCUUACAAAUUCUACCUGUGAGGAAGAAGUUUUUGCAAGAAAUUAUGAAAUAACGAAUUUGUUGAAAAAUAUAUUAAAUUUCAAAUGCGCCACAGCAAGAGUUUCGCGGAAGGUACUCUCUGAAAUGCUGGAAGAUUUUAACAUAUUUGAAUUGGUGCAACUAAAAUAUAAGCUAGCAGAUAUUUCGCAUAUAACAGUACCAGUUACUUUUGAUGCAAUUCAAUAUGUGGACUUCGUUGCGGUCAAUAGAGUUGAAUCGAUUACUUUCAUAAUAAAGCAAAGGAAAAAGAAACUCGAUUGGAAAACAAUUUUUAAUUCAUUUUCAAAACAGAUUUGGAUAGCCUUGGCAUUCUGUGUUAUUCUCUUCGGAUUAAUAUUUCGAAUAUUCCUGCGACACACGGAAGGAAAUCCUUGGACUCUUACAAGUAUAUACUGGUAUCUACUCAGUACAUUAUUGUUUCAAGGAGUGGACACCAGAAAUUUGAAUCGUUCGUCGUCUAGAAUAACAUUUGGAAUUUGGUUGCUAAUGGUAGCCGUAUUGUUGUGGGGUUAUGCGGGAGUUUUGACUUCUUUUUUGGCUGUGCAAGUUGACGAGCCUUUACCGAAAACAUUCGAUGAAUUGGCAGAAGCCAUUAAAAGAAAAGAAUUUACUUGUUAUAUAAUGGAAGGAUAUGAUAUUCAACGGAUUUUACGAGAAACAAAAAUCAAACACUCAGAACUUUUCUUGGAGGAAUGUACCAAAUAUGCAAAGAAAUAUCCAGAAAUCGUAGCGAACGUUACGCUUGUCGAGCAUAUUAUGAAAAAAUUUAAAAGUACGAAACUCCUCUCGGCUCAUCACGUGGAAGUAGAUUACGUAAAGAUGUUCACAAAUAUGUUUAAAAACGAUCGAGUUGCAAUAAUCGCAUCAAAACGUUUCGAAGUAGCUUUUUCCAAGGCAUUCGAAUCGAAGUACGUAACAUCCGAAGACAUACUUUUCACCAUGAAUUACGGACUUCCUGUGAGAAAAGGAUUUCCACAUAAGAAAAAAUUGGAUCGGACCUGUCGAAGACUAACCGAAAGUGGAAUCAUGCGUAUAUCAGAUUCCCAGCGUAUAACUUCUGAUGAAGUUACAAAGCCACUUUCUAUGGAACACAUGUAUGGGGCAUUCGCGAUUCUAUUGAUUGGAAAUAGUCUAGCGUUUGGGUGUUUUCUUGCGGAAGUAAUACUGGGCAAACUGUUCAAAUUCAGAAUGUAAUAUUAAUGGUUUACGUUGUUUCUUACUAUUUGUUGCUUAAAACGUAAAGAUCUUAAGAUUUCAUUAACGUAGAAUUAGAAAAUUUCCGAUAGUUGCAAAUAUUAGUAUACCUUUUUGAAUUCUGCAUGUCCAUAGAAUAUGAGUAUAAUUAGGGAUAAUUUCUUUUCUUGGAGAUUAACAAAGCAAUGUAAUUUUUAUGUUGUGGGUAAACCAAUCAUUUUGCUAUCGGUUUACAUUUGUGUUCUAACAAAAUAAUAGUCUAUAAUUAAUAUAUAUUUAUGUAUAAUUCAUAUCACUUCGGUAUAUUGCGCA
Molecule: messenger RNA, 2169 nt
Organism: Centruroides sculpturatus (bark scorpion)
Lineage: Eukaryota; Metazoa; Arthropoda; Arachnida; Scorpiones; Buthidae
Product: glutamate [NMDA] receptor subunit 1-like
Exons: 10
Coding region: 508-1857 (449 amino acids)
Cellular component (GO): membrane
Molecular function (GO): ligand-gated monoatomic ion channel activity
Source: RefSeq, a predicted model, not a curated record